Nerophis lumbriciformis (worm pipefish) is the source of this 2448-nucleotide messenger RNA. Lineage: Eukaryota; Metazoa; Chordata; Actinopteri; Syngnathiformes; Syngnathidae. The record is from RefSeq and is a predicted model, not a curated record.
AUGGAGGUCGGAGGCAACGGUGGUGGGCUAGCUGUAAACAAUAAACAGAGAGCAAUGCUACCAAACAAGAGUAAGGGAGAAUUCACACGCAACCAGAGAAAGGAUUCAGAGGGCCUGUCUGAGACACCAGACCUGGAGUUUGAAUAUGCCGAUACAGACAAGUGGGCUGCGGAGUUUUCAGAACUGUACAGUUAUACUGAAGGGCCGGAAUUCUCUCUCAAUAGAAAAUGUUUUGAGGAGGAUUUCAGAACACAUGUGUGUGAUAAGAAGUGGACAGAGCUUGAUGCACCUCAUCACAGGGCGCAUGCCAUGCGGCUGCUGGACGGACUGGAGGUGACAGCUCGCGAGAAGAGGCUGAAGGUCGCUAGAGCCAUUCUUUACAUGGUGCAAGGAACCUUUGGCGAGUGCAGUUCUGAGGCCGAAGUCCAGCAUUGGAUGAGAUACAACAUUUUCUUACUUCUAGAAGUGGGGACUUUUUCUGCCCUGGUAGAACUGCUCAACAUGGAAAUUGACAAUAGUGCCGCUUGUAGCAGUGCUGUCAGAAAACCGGCCAUCUCGCUUGCUGAUAGCACAGAUCUCAGGGUGCUGCUAAACAUCAUGUACCUGAUGGUAGAAACCAUUCAGCAGGACGACCCAGCUGACUUGGCCGAAUGGAGAAUUAUCAGGGAAACGUUUAGAGCGGAACUGGGUUCUCCCCUAUACAACAACGAGCCAAUUGCAGUCAUGCUGUUUGGGAUGGUUACCAAGUUCUGCAGUGGCCAUGCACCCCACUUCCCUAUGAAGAAGGUGUUGCUGCUGCUGUGGAAGAGCAUACUGUUUACACUCGGAGGGUUUGAGCAACUUCAAACCAUAAAGGUCUAUAAGCGUGAGAAGCUUGGUCUUCCACCUUUGCCGGAGGACAGCAUUCGGGUCGUACGCAGUAUGAGAGCGGCUUCCCCUCCUGCCUCAGCCUCCGACCUCAUAGAGCAGCAACAAAAAAGGGCGCGACGUGAACACAAGUCACUGAUUAAACAAGACAACCUGGACGCAUUCAAUGAAAAGGACCCUUACAAGGCGGAUGACAGCCGUGAGGAUGAGGACGAAAAUGAUGACAAUGACAAUUCAAUGGAAGCCGAGACUUUCCCAUUGGAAAGGGAUGAAGUUAUGCCUCCACUCAUCCCUCAUCCUCCAUCAGAGAGGGUGUCCUUCCCCAAAGGGUUGCCGUGGGCCCCUAAAGUCAGGGAAAAGGACAUUGAAAAUUUCCUUGAGUCGAGUCGAAGUAAAUUCAUAGGUUACACACUUGGAAGUGACACAGACACCGUUGUUGGCUUACCCAGGCCCAUUCACGAGAGCAUCAAGACACUAAAGCAGCACAAAUAUGUCUCCAUAGCUGAGAUUCAGAUUGCAAAGGAGGAGGACUUUCAGAAAACACCAAUAUCAGGGGGAGAAGAGGAAGUGGAGAUGUGUGCCACAGAGUUGCUCUAUCAGGGAAUCCUACCCACAUUACCUCAGUACAUGAUCGCUCUGUUAAAGAUUCUCCUUGCGGCAGCUCCGACGUCUAAAGCCAAGACUGAUUCCAUCAACAUCUUGGCAGAUGUGCUGCCGGAGGAGAUGCCGACCACUGUGUUGCAGAGCAUGAAACUCGGUGUUGAUGUCAAUCGACACAAAGAGAUCAUUGUGAAGGCAAUCUCUGCCAUCCUACUGCUGCUCCUCAAACAUUUCAAACUUAAUCACAUCUACCAGUUUGAGUAUAUGGCUCAACACUUAGUGUUUGCCAAUUGCAUCCCCCUCAUUUUGAAGUUCUUCAACCAGAACAUCAUGUCUUACAUCACAGCUAAAAACAGCAUCUCAGUGCUGGACUUUCCGUACUGCGUGGUACAUGAGCUCCCUGAAUUAACAGCAGAGAGUUUGGAAGCGGGAGACAACAACCAGUUUUGCUGGAGAAACUUGUUUUCCUGCAUUAACCUUCUGAGGAUCCUCAACAAACUGACCAAGUGGAAGCACUCAAGAACAAUGAUGCUGGUGGUCUUCAAAUCUGCUCCCAUCCUGAAGAGGGCGCUCAAGGUGAAACAAGCCAUGAUGCAGCUGUAUGUCCUUAAGCUGCUCAAAGUACAGACCAAAUAUCUUGGACGCCAGUGGCGGAAGAGCAACAUGAAAACUAUGUCGGCCAUUUACCAGAAAGUCCGACAUCGGCUUAAUGAUGACUGGGCCUACGGAAACGAUCUGGAUGCACGUCCCUGGGACUUUCAGGCCGAGGAGUGCGCCCUACGUGCCAACAUUGAACGCUUCAACAGUCGCCGUUACGACAAAAAUCAGAGCAACCCGGACUUUCUUCCAGUGGACAACUGCCUGCAAAGUGUCCUGGGGCAGCGGGUGGACCUGCCCGAGGAUUUUCAAAUGAACUAUGACCUCUGGCUGGAACGAGAGGUCUUCUCCAAACCUAUUUCAUGGGAAGAGUUGCUGCAAUGA